CCCUGCUCAAGGCCACAUGCUCCCGCUCCUAGACCUCACCCACAAACUAGCACUAUACGGUCUCACCAUCACCAUAAUAAUCACACCAAACAAUCUCUCAACCCUCGAACCCCUCUUAACAACCCACACAACAACCAUCCAUACACUUACGCUCCCUUUCCCUUCUCACCCCAACCUCCCCGCAGGUGCAGAAAACGUCCGUGAGGUUGGUAACACUGGAAACUACCCCUUCAUCAACGCCCUCUCUAAACUCCAAACCCCAAUCAUCCAGUGGUUUAGAUCCCAAACCAACCCCCCUUUGGCUCUCAUCUCUGAUUUCUUCCUUGGAUGGACUCAACAAAUCGCUGACAAAAUCGGUAUCAAGAGAAUUGCAUUCUUCUCCUCCGGCGCCUUCCUCACCGCCGUCUCCCACCACUGCUGGCGGAACCUCCUUCCCCUUCCGCCACAAACCAGAGAGUUUGAGUUCCCUGGCCUCCCCGGAACACCAUCGUUUCCGCGGGAGCAUCUUCCUUCCAUUUUCCUCCGAUACAAGGAUUCUGACCCGGACGCCGAGCUGGUCAAAGAGGGAUUCGCAUUUGCGAAUCCCACAAGCUGGGCAUCGGUGUUCAACACGUUCCAGGCCUUGGAAGAACCAUAUUUGAACCACCUUCGAGCUGGCUUAAAACCCGGAAGGGUCCUUGCUGUCGGCCCGUUGGGUUUCAAUCGGGCCGACCAGAGCCUGAACGAAAAAGGACAUGACACUUUGCUGAGGUGGUUGAAUAAGUGGGAGGAGGGUGCAGUUUUGUAUGUUUGCUUUGGGAGUCAGAAAGUGUUAUCAAAGCAACAAAUGGAAGGGCUUGCUUUAGGAUUGGAAAGAUCGAUGAUCCCAUUCGUUUGGGUCGUGAAGGAAGGGUGCGGACCCGUACCAGAUGGGUUUGCUGAACGGGUUUCGGGUCGUGGUCUUGUGGUGAGGACCUGGGCUCCGCAGGUGGUGAUUUUGGGCCACCGGGCCGUGGGCGGGUUCUUGAGCCACUGUGGGUGGAACUCGGUGCUGGAGGCUGUGACGGAGGGAGUCAUGAUUCUUGGGUGGCCCAUGGAGGCUGACCAGUUCGUGAACGCCAGGCUAUUGGUGAAAGACAUGGGGGUGGGCGUGACGGUGUGCGAGGGGGCCAGUUUGACACCCGAUCCGGAUGAGUUGGGCCGGGCCAUUGCAGGCACGAUGGGGCCGGAAAACCCACGGAGGAGGAAGGCAAAGUGGUUGAGGGAGGAAGCCGCGAAGGCUGUUGGAAAUGGUGGGCAGUCCUCUAAGGAGUUGGAUGAACUCGUAGAGCUCUUGGUGCUGCUCAGUGUAAAGGAGGAACGAUGCUGAUGCAGGUCUUGAUACUCCAAAGUGAUUUGAAGUUUGUUUGGAAGACGGUGAAAUGAUCUUGAGCUCUGUUUAUAUUUUGCUUAGAUUUCUCUCUUUCUUUAUUUUGAAAAAUUUUAUGAUGUAUAUGUAUUUCAUUUUGAAAACUUGCUUAUAGAAGCCUUGAUGUAAUUAUUGGCAAAAAUAGAAAAUAUUGUUGUCAACUGCUUUCAUCAUUGUAAUCCUAGUCAACCUAAUCUUCGCCGGUCAUGACUAGUGGCUAUAUAUA
Molecule: messenger RNA, 1613 nt
Organism: Arachis duranensis
Lineage: Eukaryota; Viridiplantae; Streptophyta; Magnoliopsida; Fabales; Fabaceae
Product: UDP-glycosyltransferase 89A2-like
Exons: 2
Coding region: 17-1348 (443 amino acids)
Molecular function (GO): UDP-glycosyltransferase activity
Source: RefSeq, a predicted model, not a curated record